This is a messenger RNA of Rubroshorea leprosula, 560 nucleotides long. Lineage: Eukaryota; Viridiplantae; Streptophyta; Magnoliopsida; Malvales; Dipterocarpaceae. The record is from the annotation of a GenBank genome assembly.
CAGAGACAGCGAGGAGAAAUUGAAAUGGCUGGAACAAGGGAGACCGGUAAUGGAAGACUGAGGCGCAUGUUCAGGACUCUCAAGAGGAUGAAAGCCAAAGCUGCAACAAAGAGGGCAGAGAUGUGCCGCUUAAGAGAGGAGACAGCGCAAAUUGUAUCUACAAUGGAACAGACAAAAUUUGAGAGGAACCUGUUGAAGAUGUCACUGGACCAGCAUUCUGAUGACCUGGUUUUCAUCUCUGAAGCUGUGGACGAUUUUACGCAGAUUAUACUCCAACUUUAAUUAGCCUAGGACACAAAAAGACCAGUUAUGAUCUGUUGUAUCGUGGUCCUCAAGUCAAGGAACUUAUCCUAAUGCAUAAAUAAGUCCAAGGGUAAUAGAAGUUUGUCACUUUAUUUAUUCAUGUCAUGUCAUGUUCGGUUUAGGUCUUCGCGAGUUAUGUUUUAGGUUUUGGUUGUUGAUCACUGAUCUUUCAUCCUAUGUUGAAUGGCAGAUUUGGGCUAUUUUCUUUAGUUAAUUUUUGUAAUAUCUGCAUUUCUUAAUUAAGUUUAAAUUACCUU